Messenger RNA from Phytophthora nicotianae INRA-310, 830 nucleotides. RefSeq lists its product as hypothetical. The record is from RefSeq and is a predicted model, not a curated record. The coding region runs from base 484 to 594 and encodes 36 amino acids. Lineage: Eukaryota; Oomycota; Peronosporomycetes; Peronosporales; Peronosporaceae. The transcript has a single exon.
AAGUGGCGAGACCUAGUGUCUCUGCUUCAGGCUCACGUGGAACUUUCAGUUGUCGAAGAUGGCGAUUGCUAACAGGAAAGCCAAAAGAUGACGAAGUUUUGAGCCACAAACCACGUGCAGCUACGGCCAGCUCUCGAAUAGUGGAGCGGCCAACGACGGCUGCAGUGGAUUCCAAGAACUGGGCCACUGCAGCGACACCUUUUGCAGCCUUUCUGCCGAGAGAUACCAUCGUUCCAAUUACUUCUCGUAAAUCUGUGGCUGCUGCUGUCUUGACCUCGACGCACCCACAGGAAAAAUGUAAGGAAUUUGAUCGUGAAAUGGCCAUAUGUGAACGCAAACACGUUAAGGCGAUGGGGAGAAUGACGACGAGAAUUUAUCGUAAAGGAGAAGAACACUCCGAAUCAGUUAGAAGUCAGAAAACCCGAGAAAAGAAGACGAUAAAGGACCAGAUCUACCUGCCAGUUUUGUGCCAGACACGAACGGAUGAGCCUCGAGAUUUAUCGCCUCGUAUAUCCAAGCUGCUAUACUCGUCAUCUCAACAACACACGUCUCAACACGCCACUCUUAACAGCAUCCCAAUACCAGAUUCUUUAGCAGGAAUGAAGCUUCUAUCAUCUCAGUUCGACGAACUUCGAGCUAGUCUCGAGAAUUCAUCGAAAACGAAAAGAUUGUCAGAAAAUUUAUGGUACCCGACGCCACGACACCCAGCUAAGCUACAAUCUCAAGACACUGCUAGCAGCUCCAGCAGUAUAGAAACGCUUUUACUUCGGGUAUUAGAUCGACCAUUAGCAAUUUUGGACGGAUACCAGGCUGAUCACGAGGAAAACUCG